CAAUAUUCCUCCACAUUGAAACUAGUGGAAUGAAUCAGAUGCACCAAUGUCGCCAUUUUGCCAAUAAAUAAAAAAUAAAGCACGCGAUUCUCUCCUCUCUCUUGUUCCUCACGGAUCGAGUCCUCCCAUGAAUAUCCAUGUCCCUCUUCCUCCAAAUCCAAACCCUAGCAAUCCCUUCUGCGCCCUAUAGCCUCUGUCUGCCACCAAUCCCUCGAGAUGACCGGCUUGGAGGUACGCUUCCACGCCUCCAUCCUUCCCCCCAUCCGUCUCCACGACGAACCUUCCUCUCCGCCCCUCGUCGCCGGAGGAGGAGGCCUUUUCAUUGAGUCCUGUUCCCCUGAUUCAUCACCCAAGUUGCCAUUUAGAUUUCGUGGAAAGACAGCUCCUGCGGCUCGGAUCAGCUGGGGGAGCGCCGAUGGCGACGGUUUCCUUUCGAUGAGCUUCUCUGUCAAAGGAAGCCAAGUUUUUAUGCGGAACCCUGCGGGUUUGUUGGGGAAGGAGGAGGUAAGGAGGUCGGAGGAGGCAGCAUUGGAAGGGAAAGAGGACGGCGGAUUGGUGGUUUUGGAGGAGGAGAAGAGCAGAAAUAAAAAUAAGAAUAGACAUAGUCGGGUGAGAGGGCCUGGAGCUGGUGCUAUGAACACUACCAAACAUCUUUGGGCUGGAGCUGUCGCAGCAAUGGUUUCAAGAACCUUUGUUGCUCCACUUGAGAGGCUAAAGUUGGAAUAUAUUGUUCGUGGUGAGCAGAGCAAUCUUUUUGCACUUGUUCAUAAAAUUGCAACAAGACAAGGACUCAGAGGUUUUUGGAAAGGAAAUUUUGUCAACAUUCUUCGCACUGCACCUUUUAAGGCCAUUAAUUUCUAUGCAUAUGAUACAUAUAGAAAGCAGCUCCUUAAACUAUCUGGAAAUGAAGAAACCACAAAUUUUGAAAGAUUCAUUGCUGGUGCAGCAGCUGGCAUUACUGCAACUAUACUUUGCAUACCGAUGGACACGAUACGAACCAAGAUGGUAGCACCUGGUGGAGAAGCUUUAGGAAGUGUUAUAGGUGUCUUUCACCAUAUGAUUCAGACAGAAGGUUUCUUUUCUCUCUACAAGGGACUGGUGCCAUCUCUCAUUAGCAUGGCUCCUUCAGGAGCUGUUUUUUAUGGUGUAUAUGACAUACUAAAGUCAGGCUACCUGCAUUCACCUCAAGGGAGGAAGAGGUUGGAUAUAAUGAGAAAACAAGAAGGUGAAGAUGUGGGUGUUCUGGAUCAGCUAGAAUUGGGACCCAUGAGGACGCUAUUAUAUGGGGCCAUAGCUGGUGCUUGCGCUGAAGCUACUACAUAUCCAUUUGAAGUAGUCAGACGGCAGUUGCAAAUGCAGGUUCAGGCAAACAAAUUGAAUGCUUUUGCUACAUUUAUGAAAAUUGUUGAUCAAGGUGGUGUGCCUGCACUGUAUGCUGGUUUGAUUCCAAGCCUGUUACAGGUUCUUCCAUCUGCUUCCAUCAGUUAUUUUGUGUAUGAGUUCGUGAAGAUAGUUCUGAAGGUGGAAUGAUAACUAAUUGCUCUCAAAUUUGUUGAUUUGACCUCUAAAACCUCUAGUGAAGUUUCAGUACCUCAUUAUGGCCUUGAUGAGAUUCAUUGACAAGUUAUACAUUUAUCCUACAGUCGAAAUUUUUAUCCUCAAGUAAUCUAGGUGAGGCUAUAUCACACUAUGUUCACAAUUGUUUUUUUUUUUUACAUGGUAUGGAAAUGGAACUGAACAAUUUCAAUGCCUUGGUGAUGCAAACGGUAUGUGCAUUCUAUAAUUUCUUUACCUACGGGUUCUCUUUCCCGGUUGUUUAAUAAAAAUUGUUGUUUUUGAUUAAAA
Molecule: messenger RNA, 1845 nt
Organism: Zingiber officinale
Lineage: Eukaryota; Viridiplantae; Streptophyta; Magnoliopsida; Zingiberales; Zingiberaceae
Product: probable mitochondrial adenine nucleotide transporter BTL3
Exons: 4
Coding region: 217-1530 (437 amino acids)
Biological process (GO): transmembrane transport
Source: RefSeq, a predicted model, not a curated record